Molecule: messenger RNA, 2052 nt
Organism: Penicillium concentricum
Lineage: Eukaryota; Fungi; Ascomycota; Eurotiomycetes; Eurotiales; Aspergillaceae
Exons: 2
Coding region: 1-2052 (683 amino acids)
Source: RefSeq, a predicted model, not a curated record
AUGCGGUGUUCCGGGGUUCUGACCUGGUUGACAUUAGCCAGUGUUGGAUUAGCACAUUAUGUGUCGCACUCAACACAAGGCCAUGCGGGCAAGAAGCCAAACGUGAACGCCACAUUGGGCACAUUUUUGCACAACCGCUUAAGCCCCAACUACUCUCAACUGUACCUCGCCGAAGCCGACGGGUCUAAUGCAAAGCUCCUUCUGGGUUCAAACACUGUCUACGAUUUCCGGGCGAGCUGGUCCGUCGAUGGAAAGUAUGUGACUUUCACAUCAGAGCGACGGGGCGAUGGUCAAGCAGACAUCUACCGCGUGGCUAUUAAUGGGUCAACUGGAGUGACGGCGGCUCCAGAGCAACUUGUGUCAUCGGAGGGUGUCGAUGACUCUGCCGUGACUUCCCCUGAUGGCAAACUGCUGGCUUUCACGACUAGUCGAUACAACCAGACUACCCAUAUUAUGUUGAUGGACCUGGCGACCCACCGUCAGAAGAACUUCACCCUAGUCAGUGAUAUCUCGGGUGCUGCCAACCCUACACAGCCCAAUGGGUACUUCAAACCUACCUGGUCCCCCGAUGGAGAGUGGCUUGUCUUCACAUCAGAUCGCAACACACCAUGGCGAGGCCACAGCAAUGGUGCGGGGUGGGAACAUGUGCAGGAGCUGUCUAUCUACGCUGCCCGUCCCGACGGCUCCGACUUCCACCUUGUGUCAUCUCGCUCGAAUUAUACCCAAGGCUCACCUCAAUUUUCCCCUGAUGGGAAGCGCCUGGUUUUCUACGAGAUGAUGACCGAUGAUACGUAUAAGAGUCGCCUGCAACCUGACCUGCUCGCUGGUGACUAUCUUAACACGAGCAUUGUCUCUGUCGAUUUCCCCAGUGGGAAGAAUCGCGUUGUGCACGCCACUGGGGAGGGAACCAGGAUCAGCCCUUCAUACGUUACCAAAGAUGUUAUUGGUUUUGUUGUAAAAGAAUCAGCGAACAACGGUAUUCACUAUGUGUCUUUAUCGGGAAAGAAUUAUACCCAGUACCAAACCAUUCCGAUGCCAAGCAUGACACCUGCACUGCGCUCCCCAGUAUGGUCACCAAACGGAAAAUAUGUCAUCUAUGAGUUGCAGGGCCCUACGGGAGGCAGCACUUCAACUUCCAAGACGCAGUAUUCCGAGCAAUACAGUUUUGACCAACGCUGGGACUACCGUUACACCGAUGUCUUCCCCCAGGCCGCACGCUCUGGCUGCCCUGCGAUGGUAAUGACUCAACAAAUGGAAGGUGUUGCCAAGAACAACCUUGUGCGACUAGGAGCGGACGGUAGCGACCAGGUCACCUUAUACGAGCCAAGCAAGGACACGAUUAACCCUACCCUCGCCGCGUCGUACAACGCGCGUGCCUACCAGGGAAAUUGGGGCCCUGAGGAUGCGAACAUCACUUUCGGCUAUGGCUCAUACUUUGCGGGUCGCGCGAGUAGUCCUGGCUUCAUCUACAGCAUCGGCGCCGAUGGGAAGAACCUGAGGCUUCUUGCGGGUAACAACAUCACCAACUAUGGCUUCCCAUCCUUUAGUAAAGAUGGUUCCAAGGUGGUCUUCCGCACGUGGCCUGGUACUGCCGAAAACGGCACCGUUUUUGGCACGAAGGGACUGGCCAUCGUCGAUGUGGCUACGCUCAAGAUGACACAGCUGACGACUGAAUGGGACAAUCUGCCGGCCUUCUCUCCCGAUGGCAAGAAAAUCCUAUUCAUGCGCCGCACCAACUGGGACAACGUUGGUGACAACUACGACAUCUUCACCAUGAGUUCGGACGGUACCAACCUCAACCAAGUCACAACAUCUGUUGCUAGCGACGCUCACCCAGUUUGGAGCCAUGACGGUCGCAUCAUGUACAACACCGCCAUGUUCGGGUUCCAGCAGGAGGCGUCCCUGUACGAUGACAGCAUGCAGCCAUAUGCCGUUAUCAUGGUCAUGAACGCUGAUGGCAGUGAGAAGACCCCACUGACCAAUAGCUUGUGGGAGGAUGCCAUGCCCUUGUACCUCCCCGCCCAUACAUUGGAGUCGACUUGUUCCAAUUGA